This is a messenger RNA of Necator americanus (New World hookworm), 810 nucleotides long. RefSeq lists its product as uncharacterized. The transcript has 6 exons. Gene Ontology annotation, biological process: fatty acid elongation, monounsaturated fatty acid; very long-chain fatty acid biosynthetic process; fatty acid elongation, polyunsaturated fatty acid. Gene Ontology annotation, cellular component: endoplasmic reticulum membrane. NCBI's taxonomy places the organism in Eukaryota, Metazoa, Nematoda, Chromadorea, Rhabditida, Ancylostomatidae. Bases 1 to 810 code for a protein of 269 amino acids. Gene Ontology annotation, molecular function: fatty acid elongase activity. The record is from RefSeq and is a predicted model, not a curated record.
AUGUCUCAAACAGUGGGCUUGUCCGAUGUGUUGUUAGGAUCAUGGGAUCUUGAAAAAACAGAUGCGUUUAUGACUCAUUAUGUGCCAACCUCAUAUAAAAUUACUGUUGCAUAUUUGUUAGCAAUUUAUCUUGGACAAAAAUUUAUGCGAAAUAGGAAACCGUUUGAAUUGGACGGUGUAUUAGCUGCAUGGAAUUUCAUGUUUUCAUUGUUCUCUGCCGUAGCUGCCUACAAGUUGAUUCCAGAAUUAUUCCAAGUUUAUCGCAAGGAUGGUUUCAUAGGUACAUAUUGCUACAAUCAUGAUUACUACACGAAUCCUUCAACUGGUUUUUGGGGUUGGGCUUUCGUUAUGUCUAAGGCUCCAGAACUUGGAGACACCAUGUUCCUGGUCUUGAGGAGAAGACCAGUCAUAUUCAUGCAUUGGUAUCAUCAUGCCCUCACAUUCGUGUAUGCCGCCAUUACCUACUCAGAACAUCAAGCCUGGGCCCGUUGGUCUCUUGCUCUUAACCUCAUCGUUCAUACAAUAAUGUACUUCUACUUUGGAGUGCGUGCUUUGAAGAUUCAAACACCGUCACCGGUGGCAAAGUUCAUCACAACCAUACAGAUUGUACAAUUCGUCAUUGGAUGCUAUAUUUUCUCACAUCUUGUCAUCAUCAAAACGUACAAUCAGAUUCCAGACUGUGCUGUGAGCUGGAACGUACUGUCAAUCGGUGGCCUCAUGUACCUCAGUUAUCUUUACCUCUUCGCUGAAUUCUUUUACAAGGCCUACAUCAGAAAAAGAUCACCGACAAAAACGAUGAAAACGCAGUAA